AUGUUCUACGGCUGCUCUGAGUCCGGUGAUGGUCAGGUCCAGAUACACUGGAAUGGAGACCAGAUGUUAUACGCUGACUUCAAAAAUGGCAAAGCAGUUUGGACGGCGCCCCUGCUGGAGGAGCUGGAAGAUGUCCUCUCACCUCGGUUUUACAUCCUUGCUCUUGUUAGCAGAGAGAGACUACAUAAAUACUAUCUUGCUAAAGCUAUGAAGAUCGAAAAGAGUCCCACUGAAGAAAAAGCCCCGACGAUACUCAUCUACCCCUGGGAGGAGGAGGAGCCGGGGGAGGAGAACACCCUUUACUGUUACAUCAGCCGCUUCUACCCCCCCGACAUCAGUGUCGUAUGGACUAGGAAUGGUGUUCAGGUGACAGAAGGUGUGGCUCUCAGCAACCUGAUCCCUGAGAGCGACGGGACCUUCAGUCAGCUGGCCAGCCUCUCGGUCCGUCCAGAGACAGGAGAUGUUCAUGGCUGCAGCGUGCAGCAUCAAGCCCUGAGCCGCCCAGCCAACUCAACAUGGGCGCUGCCUGUCAGGCCUGCAGCCUCUGCAGCAGCAUGGCUCUGUCUGUCUCUGGGGCUCGUCUGUUUCAUAGCUGGAGUCUUCCUCUUGGUCCUCUCUGCUCAGCCCUCCCUUCGGAAGCAGCUGCUGGACUGCUGGCGGGCUGCAUACCAACGGGUCGCUUUAGGAGACUCCUGA
Molecule: messenger RNA, 696 nt
Organism: Centropristis striata (black sea bass)
Lineage: Eukaryota; Metazoa; Chordata; Actinopteri; Perciformes; Serranidae
Product: H-2 class II histocompatibility antigen, I-E alpha chain-like
Exons: 3
Coding region: 1-696 (231 amino acids)
Biological process (GO): antigen processing and presentation of exogenous peptide antigen via MHC class II; peptide antigen assembly with MHC class II protein complex; immunoglobulin production involved in immunoglobulin-mediated immune response
Cellular component (GO): MHC class II protein complex
Molecular function (GO): MHC class II protein complex binding
Source: RefSeq, a predicted model, not a curated record